Molecule: messenger RNA, 1213 nt
Organism: Melanaphis sacchari
Lineage: Eukaryota; Metazoa; Arthropoda; Insecta; Hemiptera; Aphididae
Gene: lin-28
Product: protein lin-28 homolog
Exons: 5
Coding region: 411-1166 (251 amino acids)
Molecular function (GO): nucleic acid binding; zinc ion binding
Source: RefSeq, a predicted model, not a curated record
CCGCCACUAGACAAACCAGCCGAACGACGAAAACGUGCACCAACUGCACCAGGCCUCGAUGCACUGUGCAGUAUACGAACGCACACAUUCGCGCGCGCACGCAGCUCAUGAGACCUCACACGCGGCACGCGCGCCAUAAUACAUUUUUCAAUACAUUUUAUACUAUACAACUGUGACUGCAAGCGUGACUUUAAUAUAACAUAUUGCAUUACGAAAUAAUAUUAAAACCGUGACUUUUAUAGUACGUAAUUUUAUAAAAUUGUGACUCUAGUGUAUCCGACAGACCUUUUUUUCUCUUCUUCUCACAGUCGUCAUAGAAUAUUUCGAAGGUGGUACCAUAACGGACGAUCGUUAAUAUUAUUAACUACAUACUGGGUGUCGAACGCAUUAAGCAACGAUCCUGCACCGAAAUGAGUGAAAACAAUACUGAAAACAAUCAACUCUCGACGGCGCCUUCUAAUGGUGUUCAUUUGGGGGAUGAUAAAGUAAAAUCCAAAUUUAUUCACCUUAAAGAUCCUGUGGAAACAAUUAAUGAAAAACCAAACAAAAAUGGAAAUGAUAGUCUUUCAUCCAAUGAUGGAGAAAACUUAAGACCGGAAAAUGAAGAACUUCCUGAAGGUGUUCGCGAAGGAAUCUGCAAAUGGUUUAACUCAAAAAAGGGAUUUGGAUUUGUUACUCCAGACGAUGGCGGUAAAGAUGUUUUUGUUCAUCAGAGAGUAAUUAAAAAAGAUGGGUUUAGAUCUCUUAGAGAAAAUGAACAUGUAGAGUUUACGUGUCAUGAAUCAGAUAAGGGCUUAGAAGCUACUCUUGUUACUGGACCAAGAGGUCAAUACUGUAAAGGAUCAAAAAAAGCAUAUCCUCAAAAAAAACUGAGAUGUUACAACUGUGGAGAUUUUGCCAAUCAUAUUGCUGCCAAAUGCACAUUGAGCCCUCAACCUAAACGGUGUCAUAGUUGUAAGGAUCCAAACCACCUUAUAGCUGAUUGCACUCAAAUACAGAACAAAGAGCCUGUAAUUAAUAAAUUCACCAAAACUCCACGAAAAAAAUCAGAACGACAGAAGCCAAGACCAAAGUCAAAACCUGAAGACGGUAGUGUUGAUGAACAGCAGCAGUCAACUAUUUUACCCAAUCAGAAUGGAGAUGAAAUUAAUGACAAACAAGAUUAAGAUAAUUAAGUACAAAAAGACUAAUAAAAUAUCAUUUAUAAUAAUAA